Molecule: messenger RNA, 7701 nt
Organism: Chlamydomonas reinhardtii
Lineage: Eukaryota; Viridiplantae; Chlorophyta; Chlorophyceae; Chlamydomonadales; Chlamydomonadaceae
Exons: 5
Coding region: 757-5037 (1426 amino acids)
Source: RefSeq, a predicted model, not a curated record
UCUGAAGCACAUUGCUGGCUUCGGACGUAUCAAUUCAUACCGAAACUGGUGCGGCGGACUCCGCCGUCUGCGUGUUUGGCGGUGAGUUCUUGAAUGAUCGAGAUUAAGUUAGGACUUGCCUAUUAUCGGGAGCUUGCAGAAAACGCGAGGGGCUGGUAGCGUCUUGUGGGAGAUUUUGUCAGUCAACAUAUGCAUACAGCAGCGUCUUGGAUAUGAUUUGUAUCGGAGGCUUAAGUGUGCCGUAUAGACGUCUUCUCAGCUGCUGCGAGCUCAGGCGCUGCGUGUGGGGACGGUUGGGCUGGCCUCGCCUCUGAGGGCCACAGCGGCACCUGCAAUGUUUAUCCAUACAUAGCUUAUAAAGUUAGAAGGCAGCAGGGCGCCGCGGCGGUUCGCGCAUUUGCCGCCUUGUAUCCAGAGGCCAGCCGGAUGCUAGCCUGGCCUGCGUAGCCAAAGCUGGAGUGAUAUAGUGCGAGCUGGUAGGUCUCGCGCAUCUGCUGGGCGGUGCCGCGUGCCGACCUGCGCGUGGUCAUAGCACCGGCGUGUCAGAGGAUACUGCGGCGGCUGGAGCCAGGAAGCCCACUUGACGCCUGUCAACGGACGGAACUGAGGAGCUAAGCGGGAACUCGUGAGCUUACUAGCUCACGAAGGCCUGCGGGCUGUGCCGGGAGGCGGCGUGUGGCGCACGUGCGACUUCGUGCAGCAGGGACGGAGAACGCAAGCAAGCUGUAGACGGUGAACGAGCCUGCUGGAGCCGCCAUGCGGCCAGACGGCCCCUUGGGGGGCUGUCGGCCUGAGGAGGAAGCCGUGGGAGAAAUAGUGGCCGGCAUGACUGGCGAAGAUGACCGGUUGUCGCCACAUGUGCCGCUGCGGAUUUCCAAGAGCCGCCGCAAUGCCACCGCGCUCUACGCGCCGUCGCUUGAUGCGCCAGACCCUUCGGAAGCCGCCGCAGCAGCAGCAGCGGUGGCGGCAAUGCCUUCCGCCACACCGACAGGCCCUUUUGACCCGGCGUCUGCCGCGCUCAAGCCCCGGCGGAACGCUUACGCCAUGUACAGCACGGACGGUGCGCAAAUGAGCGGUGGCAGCAGCGGCGGCAGCGGCGAGACUGCGGCGGUGGCGGUGACAGUGCUUGCUGGCGGCAGCGGGGCGCAGGGUGGUGAAGACAGCCGGAAAGGAUCCAGGUCGGCGCCGCUUCUGCAGAUGGCGGCCGCUGUGCUGGGCGGAGGCACUGUCGCAGAUGGUGUAGAAGGUGCAAGCGGCGCAGCAGGCAAUGGCGGGUAUGCAGCUGCCGCCGGCGGUGCUGGUGCGCACCUGAGGUCUCAGCAGGGCACUGCUGCAAGCACCAUGCAGCCGCGGCUGCUGCCAGCUCGGAUGCACUCGCACGAUGCCGCAGCGCGCCUGGUGGCGGGCCUGCAGCCUCCAGGCACAGCGGCUGCAGAGAGUGCGGCUGCCGGGCAGCACCAGACGGCAGCAGGGGCAGGGGCGGGAGCAGGAGCGGUGCCUGGAGCCGGGGCUGCGGCUGUUGGUGCCUUGGCCGGUGGCAGCGGCAUUGGUCGCGGAGAGGCCAGCGCAGGAGCAUCUUCUGGGGCCCAUGCCGAGGCGGCUGCGCCGUGGGGCCGGCGGGCGGGCUCCGCGCCCUCCUGGCAUGACGAGGACGACGCGACGGCGGCAGCCGCGCUUAACGACGACCAGGAGGCGCUGACUAGGGCGGCGACGUCGGGCAUGGACUAUGCUGCAGAUGACCUCGCCGCCUCGGCACCACUGCUGAUGGAGGGCGGCGUGCCGCUCACGCUCCCGCCGCCCGUGAGCGUGCAGGUUUCCAGCCGCAGUCGAAAGACGGUGGACAACAGCGGCAAGGGCAAACUGACCCUGGGCGUGGUGGGCGUGUUCCACCCGCAGCUGUACAUGAAGGGCGGUGACUGCAUCGAGGUCAACGGCAAGAUGAUCAGCAGGGGCAGGUUUGAGAAGCUGGCUGGCACCGCCACCGCCAAGUGGCAUGUGAGCAUCAAGGUGCUCCCCUCAGGCACCACCAUCGGCAAGUGGCUGCAGCAGCACGGACUGCCGGUGCUGCAGGGCCGGCCGCGCAAGCGCCGCGCCGCGUCGCCGCUUCAUGACGAGGACACGGACGAGCCUGAUGAGGACAUGCCCGAUGACGACGCCUCCGGCGAUGACGAAGACAACAACAACGGCAGCAAUCGCUCAUCACGGCGGGCUUCGCGCCGGGACCACGGCCUCGCUGUCGCCGCCACUGGGGCUGUUGGCGGCGGCGCCGCGGCUGUAGCCGCCGGCGGGCUCAGCCGCCUCCCUAACGCCGGCAGCAUCCAGCCUCUGCUGCCGGUGGCGGGCGGCAUUGGGCAAGGCGGCACGAUGGCGCUCUUGCCUGCGGGCGCGGCGACAAGCCCGCGCGCGAAGAUGCAGCAGACGCAGCUGCAAGGUGGUGGCGGCGGCAGCAACACGUCGCUCCCCAGGCUCUCUGCGCCAGGCGUCAGCGGUGGCGGGAGUGGCACGUUUGCCCGACGCAGCGGCGACCCGCGCCUCGGCACCACCAGCGCGGCGGUUGGCACUGUGAGCAGUAGCCAUGGAUUUCUGGAGCUGCGGCAGGGGCAGGGGCAGGCGCCGCAGCAGGCAGACGGACUCUUGUCGUCUGCGCUCGCUGCGGGGGGUGGUCAGUUUGGCGGCCACGGCGCGGACGAUGGCGGCGAUGACGACGUACUGAUGUCACUGCUAGACACUGCGGGCAUGAUGGGAGACGACGUGCUGCCUCCUCCACAGAGCGGUGAUUUGCUGGUCUCGGCUGCAAGCCAGCUUGCCUUGGGAACCGGAUUUGUGGGCGGCGCAGCAGCAGGCUAUCAACCGCACCAGCAGCUGCAGCUGCACUCGGUUCCACAGCAGGACGCGCCGACGCAGCUGCGAGUGCUUGCAGGCCUCCGCGCUGGUAGCGCGCUUCCUGCGCACCAACAACAGCAGCAACCGCCAUUCCCCCGGCAGCCCUUCCACAGCAGUGGCCCCAUGCUGCACCCGCUGCUGCGCGCAGAGACAGGGGCUGCUGGCGGUCAUGGCGCUGGCAUCGGCAACAGCGGGUUGAGGUCCUAUGACGCCCAGGCUGCUAGGCUUGACGCGUCGUCGUCUGAUUUUGCGGCAGGACUCUCCGGAACAGGCUUCACUUUGGGCAGCAACCAGGGCAGCGGGGCACAGCAGCCGUGGGCGUUUCCUGCGCCCGGCCAUCCCAUGAGUGCGGACAACGCCAGGGCCCUCCUGCUGCAUCAGCAACAACUGCAGCAGCCACGGCAGCAGCAACAACAGCAGCAGCAGCAACAACAGCAGCAGCAGCUGCCAGCGCUGAGCGGCCUCACUCUGCAACACCAACAAAACCUGGGGCUGCAAGGCCGGUCCAGUGGCGGCUUCGCGCCGCUGCAGCACACGCGCAGCAGCCCUGCAGUUUCGCUUGUCGCCGGCGUAGGCUCGCCCGCUGUGCCGCAGCAACAGCAGCAGCAACAGCAGCAGCAUAGGUACCUGCAGCCGGCGGGGGCCACGGGCGGCGGCGCCGCAGGCGGCGGCGGUGGUGCGUAUGACACCGCAGUGGCCGUAGCUACCACCAGCCUACCUGCUUCCGGGUCCACGCGAUCGUGGGGACAGCUGGGAGCGGCAAGCUUUGAAACCAUGAUGGCUGGGGGUGGUCUGGGUGGCAGCAGCAGCAACAACAAUGGCGGCGGCGCGGGGCUCAGCGGCGGCACUGCCGCGCAAGGAUACGUCGGCGGCGGCGCCAGUGCCGGUGGGGCGGCGGCCGCCUCUGGCGCUGCUGCCGGUGCAAGCAUCUUUGGCGGCUCUGCCGUCGGCUGGGGCCGCGCCGGCGGCGCAGCGGGCGCAGGCGGUACUGCGGCAGGCAUCAGUGGCAUGUUUGGCUUUGCAGACGGCGGCAGCGCCGCCACCAGCGGCGCCGGAACCGCGGGGCGUGCGCUGGCGUGCGGUAGCACAUACACAUUUGCAACCGGCGGCCUGACCAGCACCACCACAAUUGGGGGCUACUCGGAUGAUGCCUUCAACCGGCGCAGCAGCAUCCUUAGUAAUACGCUGCUGGAGUUCCCUAGCCCGCCGCCGCCGCUGGGCAUGCAUGAUGUGGAGAUGCUGACUGCGGUGGCCCAGCGGUUCACGGUUGCAGCAGGGAGCGGCGGCAGCAUGUCGUCUGAAAUGAACGCGGCAGCUGCUGGCGGUGGUGCGAGUGGUGCCGGCGCGACCACGUGGCAGCAGCAGCAGCAACAGCAGCAACAGCAGCAGCAGUUGGCGUCGGCGGCCCACGCCAGCGGCCUGCUGGGUGUUGUCGGUGCAGGCAGUAAUGGUGGCGGCGGCCGGGCGUAUCAAGGCGGCGCGGGGGUGCAGACGGCGCGGUCGCACCAGCUGUUGCACGCAUCUGCGUCAGGCGGCUACUCAGGCGGUGUGUCGGGGUUUGGCGGCGGUGGCACGGCGAGCGGGCCGCUGCCGCCGUCCCUACUGAUGGGUGGCGCUGCACCUCAGUACGGCGACGUCCAGCAGCAGCUGUUUCACAACGACCUUCCACGUCCUGCAAAGGGCCGGCGUCUGGGUGAUUUCUUUGAUGCUGCUGAUUCCGGCCUGGGUCUGGGGCUGGGGCCUGGUGCAGCUGGCGCCGCCGCCGCGGCUCCUGCGUUCGGCGGCAGCGGCGGCUUGACUCUUGCCGGUUCGAGCACCCUCAGCCAGGUACAGCUUCAGCAGCUGCAGAUGCAAAUGCAGUUUCAGCAGCUGCAACCGGCCCAGCAGGUGACGACGAAGCGGGAGUCCAGCUCUGCGGCGGUGACAGUGGGCAGCGGCGGCAAUGAGGGCAGCGGCGGUGGCUAUGGCAAGCAGCAGUCAUUCGCCGCGAUGCGUUCGCUUGAGGAGCGGGCGGCUGCGCUGAUGCGGCCUCGGGCGCCGCAGGCAGCAGGCAUGCCGACCGCCGCUGCGGGCUUAACGGAUGCCUCGUACCAGUGGGAGCAGGGGAUGGGGCAGCCACGGCAGCACUACGGCGGGCAGCAAGAGCCAGAGUAGACGCUGUUUAGGUCAGCGGUACUCGUUGAUUGAGAGUACUUUGCCCUCUGUGGUUGAAGUUAGCUGCGCGCAAAGCUGUGUUUUGUAGCUGUCUGUGGCGUUCAGUACGCUUCAUCAGCUGUUCGCAUCAUACCUGCCGUUUCGGCCAUAAUGUGCUUCCGGUAGCUUUCUCCGAGGCUACUUCUUACGUACGGACUAUGCAACUGGUCGCCUUCAGCACGCACAUUCCCCCGCACCUUUUGGUAUCCUUGUGCUUCAUCGUAGUCACACACAACAAACGAGGCCACCAUUCAGUGCUGCCGCACCUAGCAUACGCGCCGCAAAACGUACGGGUCUCGCGGAUGCUGCACUGGGCAACACUGAUUACCGGUCAACUACCGGUCGGCAUUGCUUGUCGCCGCAUCAUUGCGUAGGUCAUGGGACUGUUUCGUGUUGUGUGGGUUAAAACCUGUGUACGGCAGAAUUUGAUGAGGCACGACGCCUUAUACAUUUGGCCAGAUGUGCCGCGUGCGUGGGGUACCUGAGCUGUGGGAGUGGGUAACAGCCUGGUAUAAUCCGAGGGCGUCUGGUAAUUACCAGGUAGGCUUCCAGCACCCCUGCUCUCAGCGCAUGUCAAGGGCCUUCCCUUGCGCGUAGUACUACGUGUCUUGACUGAGGUUCGGCAUUCGUAAGGCACAUUGCAAACUGGAUGCAAGAAGGCUGCCGUGCAUAGCCAAACAGCGGAACACUGGAAAGCUGGCUUAACCCAAGCCCUAUUCGCGUUGACGGUAUGAGGCCAAAGGUUUGCCACAAUAGCCGCAUGCAGUUGCUUGCGGGACGUAGCUGGGGCCGAUCGCUACAAGCACCGCGCACCUCGGUGGCCUAACUACUCUCGAGAACUGCAUAAUCCCACUUUGAUAUUAUUAGGAAUCUUGGUCGCAAGUGACCCUCGAGUGUAGACGUGGCGCCGGCUUCUGACUAGGCUGCGGGCAUCAAUUUGCUUAUAGAACUUGGGAAGCUUUUGGUGUCUGGUGGCUUUGGCACGGCGCAGCGAGGCAGCAUGCGAUGGAGGCCCCAUACUUCAGGAUCAGGUCUGGUGAUGCGGUAUGGGGGUAGCUCGGAGUAGCGGGCAAAGAUGUCAGGCAGCGGCGAUGCUUGAUUAUGGUAGGUGCUUGGCGGCAAGCUACAGAAUGUGACGGCGGGCCUGUUCGGCAUAGUAUAUCCGGCACUCGAUCGGCACGCACAAGUGCCCCUGGCUAGUGCAUGACCGGUGCGCGCCGGCGCGUGCACCAGCACUUGGCUCAGGUCUAGCUUUGGAGGCGUUCAAUUAAUUUAUAGGAAGCCGGCUGGCUGGCUCUCGCGGGGCGUAACACAAUGAGGCACGCGAAAGGUCUUGGUUGGGGUUUACCUACCACACAUUGCCGUGAAGGUUGCUCGGCAGCGUACGGGCACUCAGCUCGGUAGCGUACGGGCGCGGGCUAGGUGCCCGAUGCUGGGUAUACGUAUGUACCGUAUACGGAUGGGGGGUCCUCUUAACCCAGGCCGCUUUUGUUUGUUUAGCCCACACGACCAAGACUGCUGCCCGCCAACACAUGCGUCUGAAACAAGUACACCUGGGCCGCAAGCAACACGCGCAUUGCUGAUGAAUGCCGUUAUGAUAUCGGUUGCAGUUUAGAUUGAUAUGCUCAUCAUGGUUGGUAAGCAGUGGGCGGGUACGGCUUUGGCUUGCAGAAUGUAUGUGUGCAUGGGCUAAUUGAAUGUUGGUUUGUACGCAAGGUAUUGCUGGCAGCCGCGCCAGCCCCUGCUGGUUUGGCGGCAGCAGGCGUACGAGGUCGGCAACACGUAAUGCACCACCAGCGCCAAUGCAGGCAGCAGCUAGCGUUGGGCAGGCGCAACAAUGCAAGGUGUGUGUAUAAGUCCAUGCGUGCAUGCGCUUGGUGUGUGCCUCGGGUUGCUUGCGGGGUGUGCGCGUGUUGUGUUUGCUACUUGUGUUGCUUGGUAGGAGGUACGCGAGGCCGGGUGCCGGUGCUUCCUUCGGUGUGUCAUUUUACUCGGUAUGGUAUGGCACAUCAAGGCGCCCGCGCCCGCGCCCACGCCGCGUAAUGCUUAGGAUGCGGAGGCCCACGACCAAAGCGGGCUGGACUACGUUGGAUGAUGGAUGGAGCGCCGGGGUGCGCAAACAAGAAGUAAGGGUGGCAAGGAGGAACCACUAAUGUGUAUGUUGUAACGGGGCCGUUGAGGCGUCCAUAAUAAGCAUAAUACGUACGGGAGAGUUGUGUGGAGCUUCAAUUGUGGUUUGGUGCAGCUGCGAGCAGGGAAGCAAUACCAUGCAGCGGGCACGAAGUGGGCGUCGCACCUGAAGAAAUGAAUAAUGCGGGCGGCGGGGCGGGGCGCACGUGCGUUGACUGACCCCCUGCGCCACAUGCGCCGCGGUGGCUGCGGCGUGCCGGCUGUGUCUACGCAUCCGCUGGGUGGCACUGGAACCAGGAGUGUGGGCUUGGGGGCGGUCCGGUGGUGUCACUGUUGCUGGCGGUGCUGGCCCUAGGCAGCGUAGUGACGCACGUCCGGCCGCAGCAGGUAGCGCGUGGCAGCAAGUAGAGAGGCAAGCAGGCGGCGGAAUCGCAGGGCUUGCUUUGUUUGAGCGAUAAUGCGCUGCGUUUCAGGCACGUGUAACCUUGGCCUUUC